AUGCAACCGCAUCGAAUCCUUCUUUUCGCAGGCUCUCUCAAGCUCCCUCAGGCGCCACCGAAGUGCCACGACGUCCUCCUUGGACUCCGUGCUCUCCGUAGCGAAACGGCGCAAGCCCUCCUCCAGACGGCAAGCCUCCCGCGACAACUCCUGCUCCCGGAGCUCCAGCAGCUGCUCCUUCUCCCUGAAGCCCUCACGCACGUUGACCUCGAUCUCGCGCAGCUUCUGGGUGAGUCGGCGCGCGUGGUCCUCCUUCACAAGCUCAAGGCUCUCCUGCAGGCUCUCGACCUGCUUUCGCAGGAUGCGGUGGCCCUCCAGGAGGUUCCCCCGUUCCUUCUGUAG
Molecule: messenger RNA, 342 nt
Organism: Phytomonas sp. Hart1
Lineage: Eukaryota; Euglenozoa; Kinetoplastea; Trypanosomatida; Trypanosomatidae
Source: the annotation of a GenBank genome assembly